AUGAAACUCUCUACUUCUUCCCUCCUCUCUCUUGUUCUCUUUACCAUAGAAGCCCUAUCCCAGCCGACUGAGAAGUCGUUUAACAUCUCAGAUUUGCUCAAUACCGACCUUUCACCCGAGAAGUACUUCCGCUCUCUCCCUGACCCUCAAGACCAGGGACUUACCAAACGCCAAUACUCUCGCAACACAUACAACCAACUCACCGAUGGCACCCCAUGCCGUCCCGUCACUGUCAUCUAUGCCCGUGGGACAGGUCAAGACGGCAAUGUCGGAGACCCAGCAGCAGUUGGUCCUUUAUUCUUCAACAACCUUGCUAGUCGCAUCGGAGGGACAAGCCAGCUCGCAAUCCAGGGCGUAACCUACCCUGCGAACGUCCCUGGUUUCUUUGCGGGUGGGGACGCAGCUGGCAGCACCGCUAUGGCGGGACACAUCUCCACUGCCGCGACCAGAUGUCCGUCUACCAAGAUUGUACUUGCUGGGUACAGUCAGGGUGCUCAGCUUGUGCACAACGCUGCACAGCGCACUUCUGCGGUGAAUGCUGCGAGAGUAGCUGCUGUGGUUGUGCUCGGUGAUCCCAAGCGUGGCCAAUCCUUUGGAAGCAUUCCAGCAUCGAGGACCCUGACGAUCUGCGAGCCUGGGGACAACAUCUGCGAGGGUGGUUUCAUAAUCACUGCUGCUCAUCUGAACUAUCAGCAGAAUGCGACAGAGGCGGCGGCUUUUGUUGCAGGAAGACUUUGA
Molecule: messenger RNA, 738 nt
Organism: Plenodomus lingam JN3
Lineage: Eukaryota; Fungi; Ascomycota; Dothideomycetes; Pleosporales; Leptosphaeriaceae
Biological process (GO): carbohydrate catabolic process
Cellular component (GO): extracellular region
Molecular function (GO): cutinase activity
Source: RefSeq, a predicted model, not a curated record